Bursaphelenchus okinawaensis is the source of this 1336-nucleotide messenger RNA. NCBI's taxonomy places the organism in Eukaryota, Metazoa, Nematoda, Chromadorea, Rhabditida, Aphelenchoididae. The record is from the annotation of a GenBank genome assembly.
AUGGAAGGCAUGGAGAGAUACGACUACUACUACAAUCAGACGGCUAGGUAUGUAGGGUGUUAAGGGUUAAUAUUGAGUUCUGUAGUUAAAAGGUAUAUAAAGUUAAGUUUGUUUUAAGAAAGGUUCUGUAACUUUUUAAAACUGUAUUUAUUAAUGUAUGUUUCAAAAUUUAAACACGAUAGCUUACUGUCAGACUUACAAAUCUACAGUAAUCUUAAAAAAUCUUUUAUUUUUGACUUUAAACGUUACAGUAAUUUAAAAAAAAGUCAACUUUCACAUUUUUUAAAAUUACAGUAAGCCCAAAAAAUUGAAAUGCCAUUUUGAAUGUAAACUAUAGAAGUGUUUAAUCCAAGAUACGAUUUGUAUUGUAACAUAAUCCGUUUAUAGCGUAAAACUUUUGUUUACUCAAGUCCAUUUAAGGAAGGAUACGGAAGCCGUUGUGACCUUAUAUAAACGUUAUAUAGCGUUUAAUAUAAACUAUAUAUAGACACUUGAAAACAUGUUUAUUUUGUGUUUUAUAUCUCAAAAAAUGGCAUUGAGGAAUAGUACCAAGGGUGAUGUUAUAUCAAUAACAUUAUUUACAUUAUAACCAUAACCCCUAUUUCAGCAGCCACUCCCCCACCUCCUCGUGCCAGUCCAUCAAAUCAGAUCAGAAGAAGAUCAAGAAGAAGAAGUCGAGUGAGAAGGAGCGAAUCCGCAACCUCGAGAUCAAAAAGAAGUUGGCCGAGAUCGCUUCACUGAUGCCACUUCAGAACACACAAAGUCUGAGCAGAAUCAGGACGUUGAGGUUGGCGACAAAGUAUAUUAGUCAUCUUCAAGGCAUUCUUAACGGGGAGACGGUAGGUUACUGUAUGAUGAGUUGAAUUUUGGUACAGCAUGGUUUGUAGAGCUUACGGUAUUAAAUUGUGUUAAAGUUUGUAAAUGUAGUAUUAGCUUGAUCAAAUGGUUAACAUUAGGUUGUUUAGAAAAGUCUUGUCGUUUUUUACAUACAAAAACAACGUUAAAAAACGACAAGACUUUCUAUUCUGUUACUUUUUGUUUUUCCACAUACUUUUUGACCAAACAACACUUACUUUUUAAAUUUUAUACCCAAAAAUUAAUGAAGUUUCAAGAUGCAUUAUUCAAUAACGUAUUUUACCUUAAAACAACUAAAAUCUAAAACAAUAUUUAGAUUGACACAUACGAAGGUGGUCGUCGCCUACGAGAUUACAACGACUUCCAACGUGAUGUGAAUGAAGAGAUGCAACGUACCAACUCGUACAAAGAACGUGCUGAAAUGGAGAUGAGAAUGGGGCUAGGAACUUCUUGUCCGCCCAAGAACCAACAAUACUAUUAG